This is a messenger RNA of Bombyx mandarina (wild silkworm), 5293 nucleotides long. RefSeq lists its product as uncharacterized. The record is from RefSeq and is a predicted model, not a curated record. NCBI's taxonomy places the organism in Eukaryota, Metazoa, Arthropoda, Insecta, Lepidoptera, Bombycidae. Gene Ontology annotation, molecular function: nucleic acid binding; zinc ion binding.
UAUAUGUGUGUGUGUGUUACUUUUUGCAAACUUACAUUUUGGUUGUGUUGUAGAAAUUGACGAUUCGUGCAUUAUGUUGGUACCUAAACCUAUAUUUUUUCUUGUUUUCAAUGUUGGUAAACAUCGAUCCAAGUACUUGCUUUUUAUUUUUGUUUUGAAUGCUAGAUACCUGAAUGGCAGUGUAUUGAUUAAGUACCGGGGAAGGACUAUAUAAAAAAAACAAAAUUCGAAAAAAGAAUGUGAAACGAAAUGGCCGCCGAAGCCACGGAGAAUAGACCGGUUCGAACUGACAGCGCUAGUGAUGGGGAUGAUACGUCAGAUGCAAACAAUCAGAAGACAGAAGAGAAUCUGUUUACGAAAUUCGCGCCGACGCUAAUAUCGCGCGGGGUGCUGCUCACUUGCGAGAUGUACCUGACUAGGCACCAGUGGAACACGCUAGCCGUGGUCGGCAGACAGCUGUCGUGCGCCGUCUGCGAUCAGCUAUGCGAGGCGAACGCUUUCUCUGAGCACAUCUCCUCAGAACACCAUGUUAGGAACAUGGAAAAGUUUGAGCCGCUAGAAGAAUUCGGCCCGACAAUCACCAGAAAGAUCCGCCAAAGAUACCACUGCGGGAUUUGCAACGUAUUCUUGCUCGAUGGAGACGAAAACCAACAUUUUCGCACGGAAUCCCAUAUAGCAUAUCAGACUAAGUCGAACCUCAGAUACUACGAUCUAACGCAGAGGCAAGACGACCUAACGUACAGAAUACGUGAUACUCCAGAUAAUACAGAGACAGAGAACGAAGGGAAUAAUACGCUAGAACCGAACGUAGGGUCGACCGAAGGAAACGACCAAUUAAAGGACUUAAAGACCAUUAAUGAUGCGAGGGUAGAGUUGCUGAAGACGGUAACGAGCCUGGGUGGAUUCGGUGACGUCGAUACAGACAAGACGCACGGCGAAAUCGUGGUCAGGCCGUUCGACGUUGGCUUGGUCAUCACCAGAAUGGCCUACAACACCAUAGUGGUCAAGGAAAAGGCCGUGUGCCGUUUCUGCGACCUUGAAUUCGACGGGAAAGACGCAAUGGGGCACGUUAAUGAAGCCGCGGAGCACAAUGCCACAUUGACGGUAAAUUUUUUCCUGGGCGAAUACAGGAAUAACUUGAUCAGAUUGAUCAGAGGCGAUUUCCAUUGCGCUAUAUGCAAUGUGUUCAUGAAAUCAAACGAUUUAUCGGAUCACGUCGAAAGCCUCAGCCAUAUGCUGUUACUCACCAAGUCGAUGGAAAAAUGCAAUCCCGGUAUCUCGAAUUGUUUCCGGAGACCUCAAAAUAUGAAUCACGUUAACUUCUCGCAUUAUUACAUGAACCAGCCGACUCGAAGCCUCCGGCCGUACGUUGCUCCGAUAUUCCCUUUACCGAUGAACUUCGUGCCGAAUAUACCGAAUAUACCGUUAGGGAUGUACCCGCGACCGGCGCCAUUUGCGAUCCCGAACUUCCCUGUGCCGUAUGUGAUGCCGAAUUACGCCCGUGCCCCCGGGAUCAUGCCGAAUUUUAUGCCGUUUAGGUUGCCUUUUCCUAUGGCCUAUAGCAGGCCGCGACUCUGCAUGCCACCGCAGGGGUUUUGGCCGGUAAAUUUUCAUAAUCCACCCGCGCCCUACUUCCCAGUGAAUCGGGCUAAAGAUACCAAUGGCCAUGCUCGAUCUAAAGAAGGGGAGGCAGAUACAGGGGAUUCUCAUUCGGAAGACGAAGACGAUUGUUACGACAAAGACCAAAGAAUUUGGUAUCAAGACAUCUACUACCGUCUGCUAUUGAAAUUGAAUCACGAGCAAUUUAAACGGCUUUUCGAACUGGAAAGUCAAAGUGGAAUGAUGAGGAAGACAAGCGACGAGAAAGACAAGGAAGACGACAGCAUAUACGUUUAUGUGCAGUUGAAGAAAUGCUUUUACAAGAUCAAGAGUUCGUGUUACCACACCCUAGUCGAGAUCGGACGGUCUGCUAAAUACUGCUUCGUCUGCUCAGCUGAAGUCAAGAACUCGGAUGUUAAGGAACACGUGGACAGCAUCAGGCACAACAAGAAUUUGAAGGAAUGCAAUUUUUCGAUAGACUUCUGGAAGCAUUUGGUGCGACAAGUGGAGGACAAUUUCCAUUGCGGCCUCUGCAACCUUUUUGUACCGAGCGAUAUGCUGUUGGCGCACUUACAGUGGCCCACGCACGUCUCGAACUUCCACUGGGCGUUCAGGGCCAAAGUGCCGAGCGUGGAGCAAGAAACACCAGACCAUCAGGUUGAGCGACCCGAAAUAGGACCCCCGCCAAAGCGGGAGGACCUGAAACUUGACUUUCUAUUCGCCGAUUUCGCUGAUCGCGACGAGUUUCUCGCUUCCAAUAAGCUCGUCGAAGCGGACAGGAACCGCAGCUUUGUUGAGUCGCAAGAUUGGCAAGGGACCGUCGGGGCUGGGGGCCACGUCAAAUGUCCGGUCUGCGAUGAUGAGUCCUCGAGUGAGUCCGAGGACAGCGGCAACGCGGAGUCUGGUGCAGAUCUCGAUGAGCCUCGUCACGUAUACGUCGAGGGUGGUAGAAACGCGAGGGAAUCCAUCGUAUAACGCUCCACAUUCAUGAGUCUUAAGAAAAGUGAGACGGUUGAAGAUCAUGUUUGUCUCAUUCGCCUCAUUUGUCUCAUGUUAUAUAUAAAUAAUCCCUAGAUCCUACCGAAAUGGCGCUUAAGAAUCUCAAUUAAAACAAUAUUCAGUAAUCCCCCCUAUAACACGGUAGAUCGGUACCGCGUUAUAAGCAACGCGUUGUAUAACGCAUCAUGUACAAAUAGAAUACAAUAUAACCAAUGUUUACACUUCAAAAACUGGGAACACCAAUUUAUAAUAAUAAAUUAAUUUCAUUUCAUUUUAUAACAACACAAUUGACGUAAUGUGCAAAGCUACGCGAAAUUAAUUAUGAACUAUAAAAAUCAUUAUAAUUUUCAGAGUGCAGAAAUGUUAUGUAUAACGCGUAAAAUCCCCGCCUUUAUAUGGAUGAAUACCCGUGUUAUACGACGAACUGAAAUCGCGCAAUAUGAAUAUGCGUUAUAAGAGUACCGUGUUAUAAGGGGGGAUUGCUGUAAAUAAUCUAUUGACACAUCUCUUUAGUUGUUUUAAGGACCGACUAUCGAUUUUACAUUUGCAAAGCUAGAAGCUAAUGUUUCGAAGUCAGUCGCCAUCUUGUUUUAGUUUGACGCGUGACAUUAGCGAACGUCAAGUCGCGGAAUGUCAUUAAUGAUCUCUUUGGCAAUAAUUGACAGAUUUAACGAUUAACAAUUUUUUUUGUUAUGAAUAACUACUUAUUAUUUAACUGGGAUAUCCCACGAUUCUUAGUUUAAGCGAGUUCCCAAUGUCUCGAAACUUGAAGACUGAGGGAAUAAGGUUAGUGGCAGAAAAAUCUGUACCCUCUCUUUAGUCCAUUAUUGGGCGUUAACGCAUUUAAUAGGGAUCUCGUUGGAUAACGACCAAUUCUGGGUUGAGAUGAAGAAGAAUUAACUAUUAUCGAAAUAUGAUAAGCAAUUUACGUGAGAGAUAAACAAAUACACACACACACACUUAAUGAGAGUUGCUAAUUGUGAGAUCUCGGCAGGAAUCAAGGCUGGAUGUAAUUGAAAAACGCUAUUAAACGCAUUGGUGGGUAUUUUUAAAUAAACCCUAUUGCAGAUCUAAAAUACGUUAGAAAUUCGAAAUUAAAAAUUUUAAAAAUAUAACGGCCACAAGAUGUUUGUUCUGUGACGUCAUUAGUCGGUGAUCAGAGUCGUUAUUGUUCGGGAAAAUUCCUUCUUGACCGACACUUGUCAUCAAACAUUCCGUAUAAAUAUCCACUGAAAUCUGAAAUUAAAUAAUUAUCAUGAAAAUAAUUUUCGUAUAGUAGUAGUAAUCGAAUCAAAUGUACGAACCGAAAUUGUUCGCUCAUGGAUAUCAGACGGCCAUAUUGUUUGAAUUUGACAUUAGCAAACGUCAAAUCGCUAUUUGACAGCCGCCAUGAUGAAUUACGGCUAAGGCGCGAACUCCGAACACAAUAGUACUAAACUACUGUCAAUAUUUGAUUAGCAAUAAUAGUGUUAAAAAAAAAAAACAGCAAAAGAAAAACAUCUAAAAAUAAAAGCGAAUAAAUGCGUAUUUUGUCAAAAAUUACAUCCAGUCUUUUAGGAUUACGUGAUACGAAAAUUCGGUUAAGUUAAAUUAUUGGAGAGUUGAUAGGCUAAUUGCCUCUGAGGCAACGAAUUUGAGACUGGAAAUGUGUGCUUAUGUGUUCAUAGGCGCCGCGAUUGCGUAAUGCACGCGGUGAACUGUAAUUAUAUAGAUAAACUUACGGGGCAAGAGAAUCGUAAAAUGUAUGCUUAAGAACAUCCUAACGCUUGUCCAGUUACGGUUUCUCUGGGAAACAACAAUGAUUUGCAUUAUUUAAAUCGCUAAACAUAAUCUAAUAACUAAAGCUUAUCAAUGGUUACUAAAACAGGUGACGUCAUUUGUGGCUAACCCUUGUACUUUUUAAAGAAGAUCCUUUUGUCCUGCCGUUUAGUUAUUGGAAUUGCUCUAGUCUCUAGAAAAGCUGUUUCAACGGCGGCAUCAUGGCUAAAAUUUAAAGGAGUAUUUUUUUCAAAAAAUCUCAGGAAUAUAGCGCGAAUUUAGACAUUGACAAACUUUUGAAAAAGCCCGAGAAGUAGCGUCCAAUGAUUGAUUAUUUAAAGUUUUUCUCUUUAAAAAUAACGGUCAUUAACCCCCAUUAUACUAUAAAGAGACACUAAAUGUUUCCCCGCCAAAGUCAUUAAUUUAAUAUUAUCACUGUCAUUGGCGAGAGAAAUGUCAUCAAAAAAACAUGGCCGCUCGGACGCCAUUUUAAAGCAAGGCUUAAUUUCGCUUCAGUCUAUUCUGUAAAACACAAUAAAUUAGAUGUCAUAUUAUUUAACAUUAUCAGCUAGCUUGGAUUUAUUGAAAUGCUAACUUAUACAUCGCCAUUUAUUUUCUUUUGUCGAAUUAAUGCAUAAUUUAUUUCGAUUUGAACAGCGCGUAAGGGGUUUUUGUUUUUGUUUCAUAGCUAAAUUAAAAGGAUUUUUGAAAUCAUCAUAUUUAUUAUAUCCACCUUUAAGGUACAGUGAAAAUAACACUUGUCUCUAAUUCGCACAAUGCGAAUUCAUGAUAACAGUAAAUCUCCCGUUAAAGGCUGGCAACACUGACGCUUUGCACUGGCAACACUAAGAUUCGUUUCUAAUUUAGUAUACAUAUUGUUAAGCGUUAUUAUAUUUUUAAACACCGCUUUCCACUAACGUAUGCAGCGUUUUGGUGU